GAAAAGCAAAGCUUUCCCUGAAGCCUAUGUCCUACUCACUGCAGGUCCCAGGUGGCCCCAAGGGAGGACGUCUGCGGCACAGCAGCCUCCCCAGGACCUGAGAUUCCCAUCCCACCACCAUGAGGUUUCUAGCCCUCACCAGCCUGCUCUGCAUCUUGCUUCUCUGCUUGUCCUUCUUCUCUGCAGAAGGGAGAAGGCAUCCCAGGAACCCUGCCAAGCCCGGGAAAAUCAGGAUCUGCUGUCCCCGACUUCCUGGCCCAGACCUGAUGCCCCAGAAAGGACACCAUAUGAGGAUCUGCAGACCAUGCAAGUUCAAGCAAAAGCCCCAACUUUGGGUGGUGCCUGGGGCACUCCCACAGGUUUAGUGCUCCCCAAACCAAGCUCCAUACAGCUGAGACCCUCAUACCCCAUGCCUGAGGCACCCAGAAGCCUCAGGUUCCCCCAGGAUGCUCCUCUCAACGUUGGGGCUAAUGGCAGUGAUCUUUAGGGCUCUGGCCCAUGGAAGCCUCUGCCCAUGAACCUGAGCCUCCCCUCUUAAAGACACAAAACUUGCUGCCUGCCAUGUGGGAUUGUGCUCAUGCUGCCUUUUAGAAAAGCCUGAACCAGAGCCUUCUGAAAAAUACAACAUGGAUUCAAAGGUUAAAUGUCUGGAAUGCUUGUCUCGCCAUGUGGCUUUGGACAAUAACUCAGGCCCUCUAGGUUCAAGCUGGGUUCAGAGAUAAAAAAUCUAAUGAGAAAAAAUAUUCAAGGAAGGCACCAACAGGCUUCACUCACCCACUUCAACCUUCAUGGCAGCAAGCUGGGAUGCUGGAGGGCCUCAUCUUGGACAGCAAAGGCCUGGGAGAGUUCCAGAACUCCAGAUCCUGGUGUCAGUCAUGCCAUCAACCUUCAGAGUUAUUGUGAGCCAGGAUCAGCCCACCUGGCCUCAGUCCCCACCUGGCUCUUGAGCACUGAUAGUCAAGACUUCACCGUGACUUUUGGCAGCUACAAAUCUGGAGAUUUCCAGGCCUGCUAGGGUACAGAGUAACAGGCACCAAAGAGCCACCAACCAGCCAUGCCAAGGCCCAGCUGUCUGGAGAUAUCCUAUGCCCCUAAUCAUCCCACAUCCCAUGGCCCCUGAAGGAACUCCUUCCUGACUUUCUGAAUGUGUAUGAGCCUGCUGGAAAGAGCAUUCAAAGAAAUAAAUUACAAGGAAAUAAA
Molecule: messenger RNA, 1200 nt
Organism: Sus scrofa (pig)
Lineage: Eukaryota; Metazoa; Chordata; Mammalia; Artiodactyla; Suidae
Gene: GPR15LG
Product: G protein-coupled receptor 15 ligand
Molecular function (GO): G protein-coupled receptor binding
Source: RefSeq, marked validated